Messenger RNA from Hydractinia symbiolongicarpus, 3337 nucleotides. RefSeq lists its product as uncharacterized. Bases 83 to 3256 code for a protein of 1057 amino acids. NCBI's taxonomy places the organism in Eukaryota, Metazoa, Cnidaria, Hydrozoa, Anthoathecata, Hydractiniidae. The transcript is spliced from 2 exons. The record is from RefSeq and is a predicted model, not a curated record.
UAAUAACUUUCGCAUUCCCGUCGCUUUACAAAUAAAUUAAAGGAGCUUUUUAACGACAUAUCGUUCUUGAGUUUAACGGAAGAUGUACAAAGUAUGGUAUUUACUGAUUGGGUUAAUAACCACGCACAAUACAGAUGGUGACAACAUCCGAGUCUCACAACAAUCUGGUGCAGAUAACGUUAUGUGUGGUUCAGCUUCAACUCCUUGUAAAACAUUUAUGUAUGCUUUCACACAUAGAGCUGUGGAAAAUGAUUGCAUUCUGAUAGAUGGUGGGGGUGAUUCACAUCAUCCGUUAAUUUACCACAUCAAUUCUUCGUUGCAUAUCAAGUUCAACUUAACAAUCAAAGGAACAUAUCCUUCUCCUGUUUUUGCAACAAACGAGAAUAGUAAUGGCGACUUCUCACUUUUUAACAUCAGCAGUUUAAAGAUUGUUCAUUUAUGUUUUGAAGGAAUCUAUUUUGAGAACAUAUCUCUGGUUUAUAUCUCGACAGAUGCAAAUUUAUCUUUGUACAACUCUACAAUAACAAACAACAAAAACCCUUUAAUUUCAUUUGCAAGUAGAUGUGACCGAUUUAAAAAAGUAUAUACAAUAAUCAAGAACUGUUCGUUUGUCAAAACAGGUCAGUUAACAACAACUUUGAUUGAUGUGGCUUAUACACUCGUUAUUCAAAAUAGCACUUUUUUAAACGGUAGUAACAUUUUGCAUCUUCAAGUUUCGAGUUUGAAGAGAAAGGGAAGUGUGGAAAUAGACAUAAGGCGCAGCAGUUUUGAAAACACACAUAGCCCGUUGUUUCUGUUUGGCGAUACGAAACGGAAACACUCCACAUUGAAAAUACGCAACUGCAAUUUUACCAACACUUCUAAAACUGGUGCCCCAUUAAGAAUAAUCAGCAUUAAACAAUUGAUCAUACGUAAAUCGAUUUUUGCAAAUAAUCGUGGUAGCUCAGCUGGAGCACUUUUGAUUAGCGAUGUCCGCCUAUUAAUAAUAACGGAUACAAAAUUUAUAAAAAAUAGAAGUGUUAAAUUUAACGGCGGGGCUAUAAUGGCUAGACAUGUAAACACUGCUUUUAUGGAUAAAUGUUUAUUUAUUAAAAACAGUGCGCAGGUGAGUGGAGGUGCUAUAUAUAAAGAAAGCACUGUUCUAACAAUUCGAGACUCGAUAUUUGAUAGUAAUUCAGCAAAAUCAGCGGGAGGUGCGAUAUUUGGUGAUGCGAAUAAAAAACAUCUAAAAUUAUGGAAUGUUAUAAUGUAUAGUUCUAUGAAAAAUAAAAAAGUCUAUGGAAGUCUGGUAAACGGCGGAAAUUUAAUCAUGAAGAAUGUGAAAAUGGUAGUAAGACCAGUCCGGGGCAUAAAAUACGUUGACGGCCUUAUUAAGGUCUUUGGUUCAAAUCCUGGAUAUGUUAAUAAUUUUACUUUCAUUUGUCCUGCUAACAAUAAAGUUGAACUCAACAAUCGAGAAUUCUUUUACGCUUUGUCAGUAACAUGUUCAAGAUGCACUAGAGGAAGUUACAGUUUAGACAAUGGCCAAGUUCACUUUGGAAAUAAUCCCAAGCUUUAUGUAAAACAAAAUGUAACUUGCAAGAAAUGUCCUAACGGAGGCAUGUGUGAUGACAACAUUCUAACCAGUCAAGGCAAUUUUUGGGGAUACGUUACAACAGAUGGUGAUGUACAUUUUAUACCCUGCCCUCCAAAGUAUUGUUGCAAACCUGGAAAGUGUGAAAGUUACAAUUCUUGCUACAAACAUCGAGAAGGGAGAUUAUGUGGAAGAUGCGAAAAGGGAUAUUCUCUAGACGUCUUCAGCCACAACUGUGUUUUAACAGAUCAAACAAAUACAAGUAUUUUCUGGAUUAGCUUCGUCGCCUUAGGAUUUACACUGACCUAUACACUGAUGUAUAUGAAAAAAAUAUUGAUAGUAUGCAAAGUAUCCUUUUGUAAAGUAAUAAACCUGUUUAGGAAGUGUAAAACCUUGAAAAAAGACCAAAGUGGAAAGGAUGAUAUACCGUAUUUGUCCAGUAUCAAUAACAUAGUAACCAGCAAUGAAAACAUUCCAGAGAAGGGUUUUAAUACGGGUACGAGCGUGAUGGGUUAUGUAAAAAAUUUAUUUAUGUUUUAUCAAACUGCUUCGUUGUUGCAUGUCGUUCAUCCUGUUCAGCAUGGUUUCUUUCUGCAGAUUAAAAACUUCUUUUCAGUAAUACUUACUUUCAAGUGUUUGAUUUACGAUAAUUUAUCAAGGUUAUCUCCAUUAAAUAAUAUGGGUACAAUUGAAAGUGUGCUUAUCGAUGCUGGUUUUGCAUUAAGUUUGUUUGUUAUUGUGUUGUUGUCAUAUCUUGCAUACCUUGCCAUAAAGAGAAUAAAAUCAAUCGUAGGGAAAAACAGGGGUGUGUUGACUCAGUCGACAACCGUUACAUUUCCCAUCAAAUUAAAGCAAACUUUUGUCCAGCUGCUUUUUCUGUGUUACAUUCGCAUCAGCAACACGGCUUUCAAAAUGAUUCAUUGCGUCAAUAUUCAGGAACAUAAUUACUUGUAUAUACACGGAGAUAUUGCAUGCUACACCUAUUGGCAGUACAUUGUCAUAUCGUUUACAAUAAUUUGGGUUUUCCCAUUUUCGGUAGCUGUCUUCGUGGCAACUAAAUUAUAUGCAAAGGGUCAAAUCUCAACUCGGACAUUUUUCAUCGUACUGUUAUUUCCUCCUUUAUUUUUGCUUUGUUUGAAAAUAAAAUCCACUGAACCAACUGGAGAAAGCGAACAAGACCAAGUUGAGCAAGAAAGUAUACUAAGUGUAAUCAAUGGACAAUUCAGAAGUGUAAUAAAGGUAGAAGAAGAAAUCAACCAACGUCAACAUGAGAAGAGAAUAAACUGGGAAGCAAUAUUAGUUGUCAGACGCCUGGUUUUUGUUGCAGUAAGCAUAUUCGUAAUCAAUCCUCUGUCUCGUUUAUACCUCAUGCUGCCACUUUUGGUGUUUGUGCUUUUGCUGCAUUGGUACGUUAAACCUUACCACAGCGAUAGAAUGAACUUAACGGAGACUGUGUCUAUAUUGCUUCUCCUGAUAUUAACGACAGUGAAUUUGUUUUGGGCUUGUGACUAUAUGAGUCCACUUACAUCAAUAGCACAGUACGACUCCAUUGUUACUGCCCUGGGAUAUGUCGAACACUUGAUAUAUAUGUCACCAUUUAUUGCUUUGUUGUUAUUUUGUGCAUGCGGUUUGAUCCAGAAGUUAUGGAGAUGUACAAAACAAUGUUUUACAGUACAAACUUAAGGAUGAGAAUUUUUUUCCAGAAGAUAAGUAUUUGUAAUUUUCAUUUUCAAGAAGAAAUUCUACAAUAUGAGUCUUUAACAA